Molecule: messenger RNA, 1178 nt
Organism: Melitaea cinxia (Glanville fritillary)
Lineage: Eukaryota; Metazoa; Arthropoda; Insecta; Lepidoptera; Nymphalidae
Gene: bonsai
Product: 28S ribosomal protein S15, mitochondrial
Exons: 5
Coding region: 140-961 (273 amino acids)
Biological process (GO): translation
Cellular component (GO): ribosome
Molecular function (GO): structural constituent of ribosome
Source: RefSeq, a predicted model, not a curated record
AGAUUGUCAUGCCAUGGCCUACUAUAAACGUCAAAUAGUAAAUUUAUCUCAUAUUUUUCAUAUGUAGUACAUAUUAUCAUAGUUUUAAAUUAAAAUAAUUUUGAAAAGUACAUAUAUUUUGUUAUUUUAAUUAGUAAAAAUGUUGCGCCGGCUCGCGACGUCAAUUAUUCAGACUCGUGGUGUUAAACAGUUAGUAAACAUCAAAUGGGUUAGACCUGAAUACGUACCUGCUUAUAAGCAAGAAAAAUCGGGAGAUUUAGAAGGUCUUCCAAAGAUACCAACAAAUUCUCUCCCAGAAGAAUAUGCACUGAGUGAAGAAAUAAAAGAUGCUCCAGAGCCAGUAAAAAAGAUUUUCUCAGUGGAACAUCUCGGAAAGAAAGAGUACAAUCGACUUGUUAAGAAGGAAUUAAUAAACAGGGUGAGAAGACACAAAUAUGAUGAAAACACUGCUGAGACAAGAAUUGCUAGGCUCACUGGUCACAUACGUUGCUUGCAAGACACAAUGGAACAGUUUCCGAGAAACGUGAAAGCAAAACAAACAGUUCAAGAGCUGAUAGACAAAAGAAAAAAGUUGUUGAAGUUUUUAAGACAAUAUGAUUAUAAGAAAUUUGAAUGGCUGUUAGAGAAGCUUAAUAUUGAGUACAAGGCACACCCAGAAACGUAUCAUAAAUUAUCACGUAAGGAAUCCUUACGUAAAUUAACAGAGAUGCACUGCGACGAUAUCCGUCGGAAUAAGCUAGCGGACUACAGAAACUUGCUAGAAAGCCAACAGGGACCAUUUCUAGAACAGAAACUUAAUGCGUUAAAGUUUAUUAGGAGUGAACAGAUUGAUUUGCAACUACCUAUAACUGUUUCUGAGCAGGAAAUCAAGAAAGUUGAACAACAACUGGAAGAUUGGAGAAAGAAUGACGAAAUCAAGCAACAGGCAAAGAAAAAGAAGCGAAAUAUACUUUUAGAUUAAAUGCCUAGGCCUUCAUUCUGCUUGAGAACUAUGUUUCAAUGAGGUAUCAAGGAUAUUUAUCGUGUGGUAUUUUAAUAAUCCGUAGUUACUGAUAUAUCAUCAGAAUACCAUUAUAAGAAUGAAUGAUUAAUUGUUGAUCUACCAUUGUUGAUUAAUGUAAUAGCAGGAUUCUGCCUUGGUAUGCUUUUUAAAUAGAAAGUAAAAAGUCAAUAAACUA